Messenger RNA from Cladophialophora psammophila CBS 110553, 2007 nucleotides. RefSeq lists its product as uncharacterized. Gene Ontology annotation, molecular function: DNA binding; zinc ion binding; DNA-binding transcription factor activity, RNA polymerase II-specific. The record is from RefSeq and is a predicted model, not a curated record. NCBI's taxonomy places the organism in Eukaryota, Fungi, Ascomycota, Eurotiomycetes, Chaetothyriales, Herpotrichiellaceae. The coding region runs from base 1 to 2007 and encodes 668 amino acids. Gene Ontology annotation, biological process: DNA-templated transcription; regulation of DNA-templated transcription. The transcript is spliced from 4 exons.
AUGUCCCAAACUUCUAAGGCCUUGAGAAUAUCAAAGAGAUUUCGUGAGGGAUCUCGGACUUGUUCUGAGUGUCGGCGCAGAAAAGUCCGCUGUGCAUAUGGCCCGGAUUCUGCUGGCGAAUGCGCCCGGUGUCUUGCACGCGGCAUUACGUGCAUAGUGCCAAAGCCACGCGGGAUUGACGAUGCCAGUGAUGAGAGAAAGACUUUGAGAGAAAGAGUGGCCGACUUGGAAUUAUUAGCGGAAUCCUUCUCCCGAGAGAAGAAAGAUAUUGCUCAAUCUGCUGCUCCUAUCGCUACUGCCCGAGAUGAGGCUACGGCUGAAAAUUCGGACGAUGAUCUGGCUGAGCUCACCCGCCGCGCUCCACUGGUUGCAGCACUAGAAGCUUCUCAACUUCUCUCCACCCAACGAGUCGCGAGCACGAGUGAAGUGAACGAGGGUAUGGAGGACUUUCAUCCCCAUGCUGGCCGGAAUGUCCACUUUCAGAAAUCGGGUUCCACGCGUGAAGAUGCGAUAUGCGACCAACUCAGAGCUACUUUACCCAGCUACGAUGAGUUGAGACGAUGUUUCUCUGGAGACACAAGGUGGUGGGACUUCUGGCAUAUCAAGACCUUUGGAGCAGAUGCCGCUUGCGAAAGCCUCCCGCAAUUUCUGGAACGAACCUACGCGACCGGCACUCCCAUAGAAGUCGGAUUUCUUGUCUCGUCUUAUGGUCGCCACAAUGCAGACGAAGCUUCGCAGUAUCUUCCCAUUGUUGAUCAUGUGGUUCUUGCAAACGAUCAACUUGCGAGCACCUUAGAUGGUCUACUUCUGACGGUCUUCCAUGCAAAAGUGUAUCUCGACGUCGGUCAACCUCGUCGCGCCUUUCUGUGCAACCGCCACGGUAUUUCUUUGGCCCAGAUCAUGGUUAACCUCCACCGCAACUAUUCAAACUCUCCCAGACGCAGCGCGGCGUGGUGGACCCUGUAUCUCGGCGAUCGGUUUUUGUCCGUCCUGCUUGGUUUGCCAUAUGCUAUUUCAGACGAUUCCUUCGUUGUCGCCUAUGUAGACGACACCAGUCAAGUUGGGCACGCGACUUAUCCCUUUGCGAUCCGCUUGGGCCUGCUCACAAGCCGCGUGAUUGACCAAGUUCAGAGUCGUAAAGGACCAAAAUUCUCCGAGAUUCUGGACAUCGACGAUGAGCUCGCAUCCCUCGCUAACGCAAUGACAAGGAAUUGGUGGGACCACAACAUCCCGGUAGAUGCUUACUCGACCGACAUGAAUGAGUUGCGAGAAAGGCUCAUCUGCCAAGCGCAGUACUUCCUUACAAGGACAUAUCUACAUUUACCAUAUCUCUUGAAGACGCCAACAUCCCACCUCUAUGUAAGCAGCAGACUGACCGCCAUCGAUUCUGCAAAGGACUUGCUGAAGCGUUAUCUGGCUUUGAGAUCGCAUGUCAAUGACAACCCCAUCUUCGAUUGCCAGUCACUCGAUUUCGUGGGGUUUAUGGCUUCAGUUAUACUGGUCGUUGGGUCAUUAUGCGACGGAGGAACUCCUCUCUCGUCGGAUGAUAUCGAUCUGAUCAACAAGACCGUGAAUGUUCUCCAAGAAUUGGCUGGAAAUAAGAUCAACCAUCUCUCUCGCCAAUGUCAUAAAAGUCUAGCAACUCUACUUGUGCUGGCUCACCUGGACAACUCGCUGAGCUCUGCAGUCCCAUCAAAGAUAACAAUACCUUUCUUUGGGACGCUCUACGUGACUUCUGAACGGCACUCGAGAUCCGACAGCAUACGGACAUCCGGCCAGCACAACAUUCCCUCAGGCUAUACAAGCCGUCAUGCAAACACUUCGACCGGCAAUAUUCAUGACAGCGACCGCAAUCGCCAGUCCCCAACAAUCGCCUAUGAAGGCUUAUAUAGCUUUGAUUCGGACAUGGCUUGGGCACAAGAUGAACUCGGCACGGUGCCCGAAUCUUUCGGUUUCAUGACUGACUUAGAUCAUGACUGGGAGUCCUUCUUCAAUUCAAAUAUAUAG